This is a messenger RNA of Myxocyprinus asiaticus (Chinese sucker), 3546 nucleotides long. It is a transcript of the gene gpcpd1, whose product is annotated as glycerophosphocholine phosphodiesterase 1. Gene Ontology annotation, biological process: glycerophospholipid catabolic process. The record is from RefSeq and is a predicted model, not a curated record. Gene Ontology annotation, molecular function: glycerophosphocholine phosphodiesterase activity; starch binding. Bases 382 to 2424 code for a protein of 680 amino acids. The transcript is spliced from 21 exons. Lineage: Eukaryota; Metazoa; Chordata; Actinopteri; Cypriniformes; Catostomidae.
CCACGGCUUCUCUUUUACCGGGUGUUGUGCGGAUGUGUUGUUUUCACCGACAGUAACCGGCUGCGGCCGGUUUUGACCGUGUUGAUUUAGCUGCUGUGAGUUUUAUAAAAUGUGUUGACACCAGCUCAACGGAAUAAACUCUUGGUACAUCGCGUUAAACUGCAAGAAUCUGACACGAAUUCGAUUUACUAUUUCUAGUAGGGCGAUCGGUGUCGGUAAGGUUCGUUUCCCGAUAUGUAGUAUGUUUCAAACUUUUAACCUCUUUCAAAUAUAGGCUACUUAUAGUGGAAUGGAUCAUUAAAAAAGAAGGAUAUUUUAAAAAUACAAUCCGAUCUGCAGGUUUUCUCUUCAUUCUCCCCUCUGUCUGCCUGUGUGUCAGCCAUGGACUGCAUAAGAGUGACUUUGACAGUGAGAGAGACCACAGCCCUGGGUGAGGUGAUCGCAGUGGUUGGCAGUUGUGAGACCCUGGGCAGCUGGUGUCAUCAGAAGGCUGUGGCCUUACAGCGAGCAGAUGAGGAUGGCACUCUUUGGAGAACUACCAUUUUGGUUCCUAGAGGAGUUGAAACCCAAUAUCGCUAUUUCAAAGGAUUAUUUUUGGAAUCUAAGAUGUCAACCAACUGGCUGGCUGGCUGGCAGAAAGUGAGUGCAGAUGGGCUAUGUGAAGUGAUAGUCAAUAGAUGGGAGACCCAUCAGCUGCCUCGCUCAUUGAGGCCCUCAGAAUCAGACCUUGUGAUACACGAUGGACGCUUUGGAUUCCAUAAUGGUGUGGAGUGUGUGGACUCUGGCUGGUUGACGAGCCAGACGGAAAUUCGUCUCAGGCUCCAUUACUCCGUGAAACCUCCAGUAUCUAUUACUAAGAAAAAAUUUAAGAAGUCUCGCUUUAGGUUGAAGCUGAUGUUAGAGGGUAUUGAGGAAGAAGAGGAGGAGAGCCCUACAUCAGGGCAUAAGAUGACCACCACACUGGAGAUCAGUAUGAUCAAUGAAGAUGGAUAUAAGUCUCGUCAUUCCCAGCCGGAGUGUGGCUACGCCCUGGAGCCCUCACGGUGGACAGAGUACAGCAUUCACACAAUGGAUCCCGACAAUUUGGAGCUCAUUUUUGAGUUUUUUGAGGAGGACUUAAGUGAGGCCGUGGUUCAAGGAGAUGUCCAUCACGGCUACGUGGGCACCGCAUGCCUCCUGUCCUCAACUUUUGUGGAGAGUGGAAAGGACUUGGGUGUGGUCACCCUGCCCAUCAUGAGUCGGAACUCCAGACAGACCAUCGGGAAAGUCAGAGUGGAUUACCUGGUGAUACGCCCUAUCCGGGGCAUGCAGUGUGACAUGAGCCAGUCUUUCUCUAAAUACUGGAAGAAAAGGAGUGCUCUAGAUGUUGGACACAGAGGAGCAGGGAGCUCACAUGCUGCCAAGCAUCACAAGGUCAGGGAAAACACCAUUGCCUCAUUUCUAAGUGCUGCCAGCCAUGGAGCUGCAUAUGUAGAGUUUGAUGUUCAUCUCUCCAAGGAUUUAGUCCCAAUCGUGUACCAUGAUCUCACCUGCUGCAUUUCUACCAAAAAGAAAAAUGACAAGAAUUCAAUGGUAUUGGUUGAAGUUCCCGUCAAGGAUCUUACCUUUGAUCAACUUCAACUUCUCAAACUGGCCCACACAACUGCCAUGGAUGUUCAUGACCACAAAGACUUGCAGGAUGAAGAGGAGUAUAUAUAUGAACAUCAGCCUUUCCCGUCCCUCUCACAGAUAUUUCAGGCUGUUCCAGAUCAUGUGGGCUUCAACAUUGAGCUGAAGUGGAUCUCUCAAUUCAGGGAUGGUUCCUGGGAUGCAAGCCUCUCCACCUACUUCAACAUGAACCAGUUCCUGGACAUCAUCCUCACAUGUGUGCUCCAGAACGCUGGCAAGAGAAGGAUAGUCCUCUCCUGUUUUGAUCCUGAUGUUUGCACAAUGGUCAGGCAAAAGCAGAACAAAUACCCCAUCCUGUUUCUGACUCAGGGCAUCACAGACAUCUACCCUGAACUCAUGGACAUCCGUUGUCAGAACACAAAGAUCGCCAUGAGCUUCGCUAUGAGUGAGAACAUUCUGGGAAUCAGUGCACAUGCAGACGAGCUCUUAAGGAACAUGGAGUGUAUCAGAGAAGCCCAGUCUAAAGGGCUGGUGGUCUUCUGCUGGGGAAAUGAUAACAAUGACCACGAAAACAGGAUGAAGUUAAGGGAACAGGGCAUUGAUGGCCUCAUAUAUGACAGAAUCUGUGAAGACCAGAUGGAGCAGUCCGACAUCUUUAAAGUAGAGGAGCAGGUUUCUAUAAAAGAGGUCAUUUCGGAGGAGACUAUGCAAACCUGUGCCUGUUCCACCUAUAGUAUUCCGUGCUCCUCCAUUCCCUGUGCUGGAAAAGCCCAAGAGGCCAGCGGGGAGUCAGACUCUGGCCUAAGUUCUUCCUGAGAGCCAUUCGUAAAGUCCACCUUACCUCAAGCUCCCAUGAACUGUUCACAAUGCAACAGAACUAAUGCACAGAAACACUCACUACAUUGAGCCAAACUUCACUCGAGUCCGAUUGCAAAGGCAGAAGGUGUGUUUUAGAGUAUAAUUAUGUCAAACCAGUGACAUAAAGGACAAUUACACAAUGCUAGUUUCCACAAAGGUAAUAUUUUUGCCUAUUUAGUUAAUUUGCUGUAUGUUUGAGCACUGCAGAAUCAUAUAUAGAACACCUAGAUGCAAUUGGAAUCUUUGUCAUCCCCUGAAUUUCUUCCCUUCAAGUAUUUAUCUAUUUCUUGUUUAUUUUGUCCGCGGAAUGAGUACUGACCACUUGCGCAAUAUAGUAUUAAGGCUAGGAUAUACUCCAUUUUCGUUGGGCAUUAUACGCGAAUAGUCAGAUAUUUGCAUCACACGCACUGUGCUCGAGACGUACCGUCACGUGGAAACCGAAGUAUACUUUGGCCUUUAGAAUCACGAACAACACAAAUGCAGGGCUUGAUAAUACAGUGCAAAUAAUAGUGUACAGUGCUUAAAUACAAAUCUGGUGAAUGUGUUGAUUUUCUUGUAAAGAAACACCUAAUCAAUAGACUGAAUUUAAUUGCUAUUAUUAAAAAUAUUUUAUGGUUAACAGAGGGGCCUGUUUUUCAGAAAGUCGUUGUUUUUCUUCUUAGCAUGUAACAUCACAAUGCCUAUGCAUGUGUCUCUGCUGUAUAGAAAUGUUUCUAUAACCAUUGCGUCCACAAAUAAUUUCAUAAAUUUAACACUGUUCAUUUCAGCAGAACAAAAUGUCAGCUUUUUUCAUUCAGCGGUGCAAUUCACAACUAUUUACUAUAUCUGGGUAUAUAUUUGAAUGAAUGUGCCUCCAUAAUCUGUCUGUAUGUGCUGCGUCAAAGUCAGUGUGGUUGUCUCUUUGCAUGCAUUUACACCGCUCCCUCACUGCAGGGUAGUGAAAUUAUGCAUGUUUGCUGAUGAACGCCACACUGGACUGAGGAACUUGUAUGAAUCCACACUCACUGCGGGUUAUACUUCACCAUGCCAACUUCGAACAACGCUCUGAGAGCCACAAUAAAUGUAUUUCAGACAAAUUAA